AUGCCGUGUCACCUGCCAGGUGCCCCUAUGGCCCCUGUAAAUGCCCGCCGCGAGGGGCACUGCCAGAGUCCCGAUGACCCCCAACGCGUGGGACCCAGCACCGGACGCUUGGAAACAGGCACCUCGUUCGGCUCUUCCAAAAACUCUCCGGGCAUCACCGUCUUUACAGACCCGGAAAGCAAGGCUCAGUCACAUGAAGUCCAACCUGCCCAAGGCCACGCAGCUGCCACGGUGCAGUGGGGGAGAGGGCAGCGCAGGCCAGACGGCCAGGUCAAGGCCGCUGGGCACACGGUGAGCCGGAAGAAGCCCUGGAAGGGCCAAGAGCCCCCCGCCCGGCCCCUGGCCCCUCCCCCACCCCCGCCAGUGCCACCCGCUAGGAGGAUGCUGAGGCCCCGAGAGGGCACAGGACGCCCCCAGGGCCACACCCAGGUCCUCCAUGGGGCCAGCAGGAGGGAGCAGCCGUCGUCGGGCUGGGGGUCUGGUGGGCAGCUGAUCAGCGUCAGAGGUGGUUCCCUGGGGAGGGCGGGGACCGUCAGCUACUCGCCGCGGGUGCUGACCCCAGAGCCGCCCAGGGGCCCCAGCUGCAGCCCCCCCAGCUCUAUCCCCAGCUCCAGGGCUCAGCACCCCCACCCACUCGCCAGCUGGAUGCCGCCCUGCCCCAGGCCCUUGGUAGACUCCCCGAAUGAGAGCGGGCAGCAGGGACCCUGCACUGGGCCAGCGCCUCCCUCCAUGACCGCGGUACCCCCUCCACCACCACCUGGCCACCCCCCCUCAGGGCCGUAUCCCUCUCCCAGCGCGGGUGGUCCAGGAGCACUCCCUCCAGCGCCCCCUACUCUGGCCGAGAUGCAGCUCCAUCCCAGGUGCGUGAGGCCCCAGCACCUGCCUGCUGGCCCGCCCGGCCUGCAGCCUCACCAGGGCUCCAAGCGGCCAUGGGUCUGUCUGGGUGCCCCCACCCCUGCGUCCAGCACAGAGCACCGACCGCUGCCGGGGGCGGCCGGGGUGACACAGGAGGAGCCUGGGGCUCCCGCCCUGCAGCUGGCCCCCAGAUGCCCUGGAAGGCUCGGCACGGCCAGGCCACACCAGCAGACAUGGAAUCUCAACCUGCUGUUCCCGGUCGGGGCUGGGGCAGCCCUCAGACGGUGGGCACAGUCCCCAGGGGCGGAGGAGACCCUCCCCCCCCAGACCCAGACCCACUGCAGCCAGGCUCCCCGGGCGGUGCAGAAGCGGGUGCCCUCUCGGGGCAUCAGGGCCUGGAGCUCGGCCACACCGGCGGCCUCUCGAGGACCCGAUCGGGGUCUGUUUAAUCACAAAUUACAGCAGGCAGGAGCAUCUUAUGGCAGAGUCUCGGGCGAGGCCGAUACCUCAACCGAUGUCAGGGACUCUGGGAACCAUCAGCUUAAUGAGCGGUUCCUGCAGCCUCAGCAAAAGCCGCCGGCCAGGCCAGGCCCGGGGAACCUGCGGGGCCGCCAGAACCGGGCCGGCCGGGUCUGGGGUGCCGCUCCCAGAAGGGCAGGCCCGCCAGAGACCCUCUCCAGCCCCCACCCCUAUGAGGAGGCCCUCGCCUCCCAGGAGGGACCGUCCUCCCCAGCCUCCCUCGGCCGCACUGGCCCCAGGCCAGCCUCUCCCAUCUGGGGGUUGGGGGGCAGCCGCGGCCGGUGCUGGGGAGGGGGCCACGGCGGCCGGCUGCUGUGCCGCCGACACCCCGACGCACACCAGCCGAAGUGUCCCGAGAGGCAGGGCUGGCCCCCGCUGCAGGUGCACCCAGGGCCCGGGACGCAAGUACCUCCCUGGCUCACCCACCCGGGCACCACUGCCCUCUGGAGGAAAGAACAGAUGGGCAGAGAGGCCUCUGGCCAGCCGCCGGUGGGCGACUGGGGUGCAGCCCUGGUCUCCACCUCUUCUCGAGUGGGCCCGGUCGGGCGCUCACUGACCUUCUGCCCCGCCCGGGCCCACGAGGGCCCGCCGCCCCGGCUCCCGCACCCCGUCCUUGAGCCCUUGCCCCUCACAGACGAGACGCCCGUCGGCGUGUGCUUAGCACCUGGCCGGGCCCAGGACGCUGGGCCCCUGGAGGCGUCCUCACCGCCCCUCACACGGCACCACCUGGGCCUUCCUGGAAAUGGAGCCAGCAGUCCCAGAAGCCUGACGGCAGCAGACAGCCACGUAGACCCGGGAGCCCUGCAGGGGUGGGUGGACGGCCCCGUGGGCUCCGCAGGGAAUGGGACGCCCCCGAAGCGGCCCUGCCACGGCUGGAUGUGUGGGGACGGAGAGCCAAGAGGUCCUGCUGCCCCACUGGACCACGUCCAGUCAGCAGACGUGGGGACGCCCAGGAGGCUGCGCCCCCACUGCCCCCCAGCCCUGCACGGGGCCCGAGGCCUCCCGGGGGUGCUCUGCGGGGGCCCAGGCGCUGGGGCUCCGGGCCGCCUGCCUGCUGGGUGCUGGGUCGGGAGGAAGCGGGCGAGCCAGCCCCAGGGAGCCGCCUUCUGUGACAAGCCAGGGGCCGCGCCGGCCCUGGGGCAGGGUCCUUACGGACAGAAGCCACAGGCCUCCAAGGAAGAGCGCGAGCCCCUCCUGGGCGCCCCCCCCCGCCGCCCCCCACAGCCUACAGCCACUGACACGCUGUCCACAGGAUUCUGCGCCGCCUGCAGAGGUGAGGACACAGAGACGCCCAGGGGCGAAGGGCCCCCAGAGCCCCAGCUGGCAAGUGGGCGCCAAGACGAGCCCGCCGGCCAUCUGGAGGGCCUGCUCUUCCUGCCUGCGCGGGCUCUGGGCAGAGGCAUGCCCCAACACUCCCGUGGUGGCCCCGGGCGCUCUGGCUCCCCCGCCGUCCGGGCGGAGGGCGUGGUGCCUGCCCCCCGCUCUCCAGACUCCGGGGCGAUGAAGCCCCAGGCUCCGGGCCGUGGAGACAAAGGCAGGCCGACCGCCAGGAGCCCGCGAUUAACCUCGGUCAACACCACGGCUCUGCGCCCCACUGCCCAUGCCAUCGGCCCCCGGGUGACAUCUAGGCUCCCACCUCACCGCUGCCGGCCGACCACCUCCUGGGCACCGCCAGGGGCCCUCCGCCAGGCCCGGGUCUGGCGCGGGGUGCGCAGCCAGGAGGCGGCGGCUCAGACUCUCCCCAGGGGCCUCAAAACGCCUCCCCUUCAGACCUCGGUUUCCCCCUCCUAUAAAACAGGCCCGUCCAGCCUGACACUGCCCCAGCUCGGCCUCCCAAACACCCCCGAGGGCUCGCGCCGCCAGAGCCUGGCCACGCUGCACGGCUGCCCCCCAGCGGCAGCGCCCGCCCUCAGCCCGUCUCCGCGAGGUUACAAGUGGCAGAGGGCCGAGGGCAGGGGCAGCCCAGACCCCAGGAAAGGGGGCUGA
This is a messenger RNA of Suricata suricatta (meerkat), 3360 nucleotides long. Its product is annotated as collagen alpha-1(I) chain-like. The transcript has 14 exons. Bases 1 to 3360 code for a protein of 1119 amino acids. NCBI's taxonomy places the organism in Eukaryota, Metazoa, Chordata, Mammalia, Carnivora, Herpestidae. The record is from RefSeq and is a predicted model, not a curated record.